Molecule: messenger RNA, 1994 nt
Organism: Xiphophorus hellerii (green swordtail)
Lineage: Eukaryota; Metazoa; Chordata; Actinopteri; Cyprinodontiformes; Poeciliidae
Gene: ascl1a
Product: achaete-scute family bHLH transcription factor 1a
Exons: 2
Coding region: 655-1254 (199 amino acids)
Biological process (GO): sensory organ development; positive regulation of transcription by RNA polymerase II; regulation of neurogenesis
Cellular component (GO): RNA polymerase II transcription regulator complex
Molecular function (GO): protein dimerization activity; DNA-binding transcription factor activity, RNA polymerase II-specific; RNA polymerase II transcription regulatory region sequence-specific DNA binding
Source: RefSeq, a predicted model, not a curated record
ACUUUUACCGUCGCCAUUUUGCGGACCAGCGUAAGUGUCGCCAAGAGUGCCGUCAUUUGAUGACAACUGACGUAAACUGCUUGUUCUAGAAAAAAAAAAAAUCAAUUUCACAUCAAUUCAAAUGCUAAUAAUAUACACAAAACCAAAUGAUAUUAUACCUUUGAUUUAAGCAUGUUUUAGUCAGUUUUAUAAACGCACUAUAGUUUUAAUUAAUUACCGUUUUUAUUUACUUCAGUUAACGGAAAUAUCUUAAUUUCAGCUUUUGUUCGUUUUUUACUUUCUUCCAAAUAUUUGGAACAUUACAAGCUUGCUGAGAAACCGAAAGAAGUCUCGCAUUCAGGACAAACUGUUAUUGUAAAGAGGUUUCCAUCCGCUCACCUCCUCUCCGCGCUCUGUUUGUUUAGCGCUUCAAGUGGCACGCGUCUGACGCGCGCGACGCACCGGUACCCGACGCAGGAGCCCAAGGUGUAUCCACGCGACCAGUGGGCGUGGCCAGCUCUCAUCCAAGCGCAUUGAAAAGCAGUGGAGUCUGUCUUCCAGGACACAUUUCAGCGCUGAGAGGCGGCCUGCCCCCACCGGAACAAGUGCGGUCGAAACACGUGAACGGCACGAGCGGGACGCACCGCCUCGAGACUUAAAAGUUACUUUCCGGAGAUGGACAUUACAGCCAAAAUGGAAAUUAACGUCAGCCAGCAGCAGCUGGUUCCCACCGCGUGUUACUUUUCGGCGCAGAGCAUCCAGCUGAGCCCCAGCAGCAGCUGCAGCAGUAGCAGUCAGUGCAGCGGGAAGUCCAGGCAGCCGAAGCGGCAGCGCUCCUCCUCACCGGAGCUGCUGCGCUGCAAGCGGCGGUUGAACUUCGCGGGCUUCGGCUACACGCUCCCGCAGCAGCAGCCGCACGCGGUGGCCCGCAGGAACGAGCGCGAGCGCAACCGGGUGAAGCUGGUGAACAACGGCUUCGCCACGCUGCGUGAGCACGUCCCCAACGGAGCCGCCAACAAGAAGAUGAGCAAAGUGGAGACGCUGCGCUCCGCGGUGGAGUACAUCCGCGCCCUGCAGCAGCUGCUGGACGAGCACGACGCGGUGAGCGCCGCCUUCCAGGCCGGCGUGCUGUCGCCCGGCAUGUCGCAGGGUUACUCCGCGGACAUGAACUCCAUGGCCGGGUCACCCGUGUCCUCCUACUCGUCGGAUGAAGGCUCCUACGACCCGCUGAGUCCGGAGGAGCAGGAGCUGCUGGACUUCACCAACUGGUUCUGAGCAUCUCCAAGAAUUCUGGAUCAACUCGUCUGAGUUUUGUUGUCCGGCGCUUGGGAUGGUCCCGGAGAACAAGGCGCGCUGUUUUAAUCCUAAAGACUGAUUAAAGACUCAGGGUUAAAAGGAGACAAAGUGGGAAAAACACAACAAAAAGAGAUCCUAACGUGAAUUCAUGCUGUCCAGAAAACAAAACAUUAUUUAAAAUGCCGCUCCUCAUCUAUGCUAAUCCAAUCACACCGACCCUUUUUUGUUAAACCUCUCCGAAGCUGAAUUCAGUUCAAAUGCUUCCAGGUUGCGGAUUUAUUCUAUUAAAUUCUAUAUCAGACGCUUUUUGGGGGAAUAUAUUAAGAUAUUUUUGUAUGUAAGAGAUUUAUAGAUGUUUUGUACACAUCCUUUUUGUAUAUAUUUUGUCUAUUGCGAAGUUAUUUCUAAUGCCUCCUGCCAACGUAGACCUGUAGUCUAUUAUUCUCUGGCUCUUGUGUUCACGAGGUCUCCAGCAGGAGUUUGACACUCCGAUGUUUUUAUUAUAUAGCACCAAUGUGUCUUAUUUAAUAGCAGAACCAUGUUAUUGCAUUAUAUCAUGUCACAAUGAUCAAACUUAUGCAGCUAUUGUCCAAAAAAAGAGUGCAAUAGCCAUGCAUUACACUGCCAGCUCUUUAUCUUCUAUUCACAAGCAGAUGUUAAAUAAUUCUUUAUAACCAUAUUUUCUACAAUUUAGUCCAAAAAUAAAGAGAUUUACUGAA